Molecule: messenger RNA, 5628 nt
Organism: Zingiber officinale
Lineage: Eukaryota; Viridiplantae; Streptophyta; Magnoliopsida; Zingiberales; Zingiberaceae
Product: transcription elongation factor SPT6 homolog
Exons: 17
Coding region: 147-5168 (1673 amino acids)
Biological process (GO): nucleosome organization; mRNA transcription by RNA polymerase II; positive regulation of transcription elongation by RNA polymerase II
Cellular component (GO): transcription elongation factor complex
Molecular function (GO): nucleosome binding; histone binding; DNA binding
Source: RefSeq, a predicted model, not a curated record
GAUAGCGUAGUAUAUUUAUUUCUGCCUCUUAUUCCUGCUCUUGCUGCUUAGGGUUCUUAUUUCCGGUAGAUUUAGGUUUCUCCUUCGAUCGCAAAAAACACGUUCGCUCUCAAAAUCGUGCGGGCAAAACUUUGACGAUCCGAUCAAUGGCCGGACGAACGGUGCUCUCCGAUGACGAAGAGGAGGUUGAGGUUGAAGAGGACGAAGAAGAACGAGCGAUGGAGCAGGAUGCGGAUGACGUUGCGGACAGGGAUAAUGAUGAUGAAGAAGAUGAGGAAGAGGGCCAGGAUGAAUACGAACAGGAUGGAUUCAUAGUGGAUGAAGUGGAAGAAGAGGAAGAGGAGGAGGAAGAGGAGAAGCAGGAUAGUGAUGAGGAGAGGCAUAGAAAAAGGAGGAAGAAGAAAAGAGAUUCGGAGAAGAACUAUGUUCUUGAUGAGGACGAUUACGAGUUGCUCCAGGAUAACAACAUAACUGGCUUCCAUCGACCCCAGCCGGGUAGCAAAUUUAAGCGUUUGAAGAAGGCUGGAAGGGAUAAUGACUUGGAGGAUCGAUCUGGGUUUUCAGAUGAAGAAGACUUGGAUAAGAACAGCCAUGGUAGCCGCACAGCUGAAGAGAAACUUAAACGUAGUUUGUUUGGGGAUGAUGAAGUGGUGCCACUUGAGGACAUUGCUGAGGAAGAGGAACAGCCAGAAGAAGAAGAAGAAGAUGCAGACAUCAUUGGUGACGAUGAUGAAAUGGCAGAUUUUAUUGUUGAUGAAGAAGAUGUUGAUGAGACUGGUGCUGUUUUAAGAAAGAAAAAGAUAAAGAAAAAGAAGCCAGGCCAAGCUCCAGGAGUUUCAUCUUCUGCUCUACAAGAAGCUCAUGAGAUAUUUGGUGAUGUUGAUGAGCUUCUAAUGCUCCGGAAGCAAAGUCUAGCCUCCAGUGUUGGCGAUAGUAGUUGGGGUGAAAAGAAGCUGGAGGAUGAGUUUGAACCUUUUAUUCUUUCAGAGAAGUAUAUGACCCCAAAGGAUGACAGUAUACGAGAAACAGAUGUACCUGAGAGAAUUCAGCUGUCUGAAGAUAUUACUGGGCCACCUCCAACAGAUGAUAAGAGUAUAGAAGAGGAGAGUACCUGGAUCUACAGCCAACUUACAAAUGGUGGUAUCUCUCCUCUAUUUGGUUAUGACCAGUUUCUCAAAGAAAUAAACAAAGAGGAAAUUGGAAAUGUAUUGACAAUGAUUCAUGUGCAGAAGUUUGAUGUUCCUUUCAUUAGCAUGUAUCGCAAGGAGUUGUGUCAUAGCCUUUUGAAGGAUCCUGAUGCCAAUGUGCAGGAGAGUGAAGGUACUCCAAAGCUGAAAUUUCAUAAGGUUCUUUGGGCAGUUCAAACCUUGGACAAAAAAUGGUUGUUGCUUCAGAAAAGGAAGAACGCCCUUCAAUCCUACUAUAACAGACGCUUUGAAGAAGAAGCCCGGAGAAUUGAUAAUGAAUCUAGACUUGCGUUGAAUCAACAGCUUUUUAAAUCAAUCACUGAGGCAUUAAGGGAUGCAAAAUCAGAAAGAGAGGUUGAUGAUAUUGACGCAAAGUUCAAUCUACAUUUUCCACCUGGCGAAGUUGAUAUGGAGGAUGGGCAAUUUAAGAAACCAAAGAGAAAAUCAUUGUACAGCAUGUGCCACAAAGCUGGGCUUUGGGAAGUUGCCAACAAAUUUGGUGCAAAUUCUGAACAAUUUGGUUUACUUCUCUCGUUAGAAAAGAUAUCAGAUGAAUUGGAAGAUGGAAAAGAAACACCUGAAGAAAUAGCUGCAAAUUUUACAUGCACACUGUUUGAAACUCCUCAAGAUGUGCUUAAAGGAGCUAGGCACAUGGCAGCUGUAGAGAUUGGCUGUGAGCCUAAUGUUAGAAAACAUGUGCGCAGUAUCUUUAUGGAGAAGGCUGUUGUGUCAACAAGCCCUACCCAUGAAGGAAAUACCACAAUUGAUCCUUACCAUCAACUUGCAGGUGUCAAGUGGCUUCGCAACAAGCCAUUGUCUGAAUUUAGUGAUGCACAGUGGUUACUUAUCCAAAAAGGUGAAGCAGAGAAACUGAUUCAGGUCACAAUUAAAUUACCUGAUGAAAUUCAGAAGAAAUUGUUAUCGGAUGCUUCUGAAUGUUAUCUUAGUGAAUGUGUUAGUACAUCUGCUAAACUUUGGAAUGUGCAACGGAAACUGAUAUUGGAGGAUUCAUUUCUCACUUUUAUUCUUCCAAUAAUGGAAAAGGAAGCUCGGUCACUUUUGACUGCUAGGGCAAAAAACUGGCUUCUUAUGGAAUAUGGAAAACAAUUAUGGAACAAAGUCUCCAUUGCGCCUUUCAAACGGAAGGAUGCAGAGAAUGAUUUGGAAGAUGAGUCUGAAUCAAGAGUAAUGGCUUGUUGUUGGGGUCCUGGCAAGCCAGCUACUACAAUUGUUAUGUUGGAUUCAGCAGGCGAAAUGGUGGAUGUAUUAUAUGCUGGUUCAAUAAGUGUUCGGUCCCAGGCUGCCGCUGAUCAACAGAGAAAGAAAAAUGAUCACCACCGAGUUUUAAAGUUCAUGACAGAUCACCAUCCUCAUGCUGUCUGUGUUGGAGCAGCAAACAUGGCCUGCAGGCAACUAAAGGAUGAUAUAUAUGAAGUUAUUUUCAAGAUAGUAGAGGAUCAUCCAAAGGAUGUAAGUCGAGAUUUGGAAAACAUCAGUAUUAUUUUUGGUGAUGAAUCCUUGCCACGUCUUUAUGAGAAUUCAAGGGUUUCUUCAGAUCAACUUCCUGGUCAACCUGGUAUUGUGAAGCGUUCUGUUGCUCUUGGUCGAUACUUGCAAAACCCUCUAGCCAUGGUUGCUACACUUUGUGGACCAGGAAAAGAGAUAUUGUCAUGGAAACUUUGUCCCCUGGAGCAUUUCCUUACACCAGAUGAAAAAUAUGAAGUUGUUGAGCAGGUUAUGAUUGAUGCUACAAACCAAGUUGGCCUUGAUAUAAACUUGGCUGCUAGCCAUGAAUGGCUUUGUGCUCCUCUACAAUUCAUUUCUGGUCUCGGGCCUCGAAAAGCAUCUGCGUUACAAAGAGCAUUUGUUCGGGCUGGGUCUAUUUUUAACCGUAAGGAGAUACCUAUGAAAAUUCUUAGAAAGAAAGUGUUCAUUAAUGGUGUUGGGUUUUUACGUGUCCGUCGAAGUGGUGCAGCAGCAGCUAGUAGUCAUAUUAUGGACCUUUUGGAUGAUACAAGAAUUCAUCCAGAGUCCUAUGAUCUGGCAAGGAAUCUGGCAAAGGAUGUCUAUGCUGAGGAUGCUCCAGAUGAACCAAAUGAUAUGGAUGAUGAUAUACAGGAGAUGGCAAUUGAACAUGUUAGGGAAAGGCCAGACAUGCUUAGGUUGCUUGAUAUCAAUGAGUAUGCCAAGAGUAUUUUUGAUAGGUAUGGGACUGACAAAAGUGAGACCUUGUAUGAUAUAAAGAUGGAGCUUCUGCAUGGAUUCCAGGAUUUGCGGAAACCAUUUAAAGAUCCAAGUCCAGAGGAGGAGUUUGCUAUGCUCUCCGGUGAAACAGAUGAGACAAUCUCCCUUGGGCGGAUUGUUCAGGUUACAGUGCGUCAUGUGCAAGAGAGCCGUAUUGUUUGUGCAUUUGAUUCUGGUUUGAAAGGUAUGAUUAUGUCUGAUGACUACUCGGAUGAAGGGUUUGAUCCUGAAAGGAUACACGAAGGUGAUAUAAUUACCUGCAAGAUUAAGAAUGUUAACAAGAAUAGGCAUGUGGUUUACUUAACUGCUAAGGCUUCUGAUUUGAGGAAUAGGCCUUUCAACAUCCGUAAUCGUGACCCUUACUAUCAUGAGGAUGAGAUUAGUUUGCAAAGUGAUAUGGAGAAGGCUAGAAAGAAGAAGGAACUUGCAAAGAAGCAUUUUAAACCAAGAAUGAUUGUUCACCCUUGCUUCCGGAAUGUCACUGCCGAUGAAGCAAUAGAGUACCUAUCUGAUAAGGAACCUGGUGAGAGCAUCAUCAGACCAAGUUCUAAGGGGCCAUCAUUUUUAACUUUGACUUUAAAGGUUUUUGAUGGAGUGCAUGCUCACAAAGAAAUAGUGGAGGGAGGAAAAGAUCACAAAGAUAUUACCAGUUUACUACGCUUAGGGAAGACCCUAACAAUUGAUAAAGAUACCUUUGAAGAUCUUGACGAGGUUAUGGACAGAUAUGUUGAUCCAUUGGUAACUCACCUGAAAGCCAUGCUUUCUUACCGCAAAUUCAGGAAAGGGACAAAGACAGAAGUUGACGAUUUGUUAAGAACUGAAAAGGCAGCAAAUCCUAUGAGGAUAGUGUACUCGUUUGGCAUUUCACAUGAGCAUCCAGGGACUUUCAUUUUGUCCUAUAUUAGGACUUCUAAUCCACACCAUGAGUACAUAGGGCUGUACCCAAAUGGUUUUAGAUUUCGGAAAAAGGAUUUUGACAAUAUUGAUCGUUUGGUGGCGUAUUUUCAGAAGAACAUAGACAAAUUACCACCUGAUUCUGGCCCAUCCAUACGAACAGUUGCUGCAAUGGUACCCAUGAAAAGCCCUGCAUGGGCUUCCUCUGGUGGUGGAUCUGUAGCCAGUGCUUCAGCUGGCAGUAAUGAUGGCUGGAGGGGUUAUAAUUCAGACCGGGAAAGAUCAACAACUCCCGGUUCUAGAACAGGUGACAGAUUCGACUCCAGGAGCAUCAACAGUCGAGAUGUCCAUCCUAGUGGGGUUCCACGUCCAGGCCGAGGACGGGGGCGACCACAUGGAAAAGGAAAUAAUUAUGGCGGCAUUGGACACGAUUCUGAUUAUGGCACACCGAAGUGGAGCAUGAACGAAAAUGAUGGCUUGAGCACCUUUCCUGGUGCGAAAGUUAACAACUCCCCUGGAAAGGAUCCUUGGGGAUGGGGCAGCGGGGGCAGUGGGAGAGGCAACAUCACUGGUGAUAGCAGCAGUGGUGGUGAUUGGGCAGGAGGCCAUGCAGAUAGAAGCAAGGGAGGUUCGAGGGAAGGCAGUGGCGCAGGGGGCAGAGGUAGGGGUGCCUGGGAGGUCGGAAAUGGUGCUGCUCCUGGCUGGGCCGGGAAUGUCAGUGGCCGAGGUGGCUGGAGUGGAGGCAGUGAUUUUGGUGGCAGAACUGGAGAGGAAUUAGCAAAUCCUAAUGGUUCAGCCGCAGGCUUCGCAGCUAGCACUGGAUGGAGUGAUUCUAGGAGGUGAACAUCGUCUCGCCUGCCUUCAAUAGCACAGGUGGAUGGUAACUAAUACUGCUACUCAUGUCCGUCUUCUGUAACGGCAGUGGGCUAACGUGUAAAUUAGCGUAUUUAUCGUUGCAACUCAACGAACGAUCUCAAUUCCAUCUGAGAGACAACUCAACAGUGGCCAUGGCUUGUGAUGUUUCUAGGUUACCGCAGUAGGAGAGUUUCAAGCUUCGACCAAACUGUAACUGGUGAAAAGCCUGUCAGGAAAUUCUCAGUCUCUCUGUUGUCUCGUUAGCAUGUACUUGAUAUAUGUAAUGUGGGUUGAACCAUCCUUGUAACCUUGUUUUUUCACAGGACAUGGUCUCUUGCUAAAUGAUUGUGUAGGGUUUGGGGGAUGCUCAUGUACAUCCAUUCAUUUUGUUUUUAUUCACUUUUGUAUUCAUCAAGUUAUUCGUCCUUUACUCAAAUUUGAUUGCUUU